AUGGCGAGCGACGACGAGCAUGUCGAAAUCCAGGAGCUUGGCUUGGCCGAAGAUGACCCCAUGAGAACUUCCCUUCCAGCAUCGUUUGGGAAAAAGUCCAAGGAGAUCCAAAUCGCUGCUCAAAUUGAUCGAAGCAGACGCGCAGUUGGUAUCGUUCCACCCGCCAGCACGAGGGAGCCCGAUGCGCCCGACCUGAGGAUACCAAGCACGGUGGAUGCCUCGAGCGACGAAAGUGACAGCGAUGAUGAUUCGGACGACUCCGAAGAGUACCCAACCUCUCACGAACUCGUCCUGAAGACGCAUAGUCGCGCUGUGACAACGGUGUCCCUGGAUCCUGCUGGGGGCCGGCUUUUAACCGCUUCUCUGGACUGCGUUGUAAACUUCCACGACUUUGCGUCCAUGACGCCUUCUACGCUGCGAGCGUUCAAGACAAUCGACCCGUACGAGACCAAAAAGUCAGCUGCGGCCGCAGAGUCGCAUCCGAUCCACCAUGUCGAGUUCAACCCGCACUCUGGAGGCACCUUUUUGUGCGUCUCGGCACACCCCCAGGCCAAGAUCAUGUCUCGGGAUGGUCAGAUCUUGACAGAGUUCGUCAAGGGUGACAUGUAUCUACGAGACAUGAACAACACAAAGGGUCACAUUUCCGAAAUAUCCACAGGGACAUGGCACCCGACAGACAGGAACCUUUGCAUCACGGCCGGCACAGACAGCACUUUGAGAAUAUGGGACGUGAAUAACAAGCGGUCACAUAAAGAAGUGGUUGUUUUCAAGUCCAAGGCUGCUGGCUCGGCCGGGAGAACCAAAAUGACGGCAGUCGCUUGGGGUAAUCCUGCCCAAGCCGGCCACGCUGUUCUAAUCAGUGCGGCACUCGACGGAACUCUGGUCAUGUACGGAGGCAAUGGCCCGUUUACGAGACCCGCUGGUGAAAUCCGCGAUGCACACAGACCACAGACUUGGACCAGCGGCAUCGACAUCUCUUGCGAUGGUCGCAUGGUUGUCACCAGAGGCGGUGAUGACCUCAUCAAGCUGUGGGACACGAGGAAGUUCACCAAACCUCUUGUCAGCGUUUCACACAAGUCAACAUCAGAUCACUUUCCCGCCAGUAACAUCAUGUACUCGCCCAACUCGACCAACAUCAUCACCGGAUCCGAGACUGGCCACUUGCACAUCUUGAACCCAGGCAACCUUCGGGUUGAGCACCUCACGCCUAUUACGCCAGGCUCAGCCCUCAUCACAGUGAACUGGCACCCAAAGAUCAAUCAGAUAAUUACAGGCUCAGCCAACGCCGAGACUCACGUCCUCUACAACCCAACCAUGUCGCGCCGCGGCGCCGUGGAGGUAAUGUCUCGAGCUCCGAAGAAACGGCACAUUGACGACGAUCCGUCUCGGACCAUGGAUCAAGGGGCUGGCAUGUCUGGAGAGUCAAUCAUCACACCUGGCGCCCUGCCUGGUUCCAGGAGGCCCGGGGUUACGGGUACCGGCCGAUCGAAAGAUCCCCGUCGUCCUCACAUCCCCCAGCAGACUCCCUUCCAAAAGAACCAGCCAGAUGAGAAGCACGUCGCCGAAAACAUCCCGCUGGCUCGCAUGCUGCACGAAGAUCCUCGCGAGGCGCUAUUGAAAUACGCCGAGAAAGCCAAGAGUGACCCCAUCUUCACCAAGGCAUGGAGCAAGACGCAGCCGAAUACCCAAUACGCAAACAUCAGCGACGACGAAGAGGAAGAAGAACCGGAUAGAAAAAAGGCCAAAAGAUGA
Molecule: messenger RNA, 1752 nt
Organism: Ustilaginoidea virens
Lineage: Eukaryota; Fungi; Ascomycota; Sordariomycetes; Hypocreales; Clavicipitaceae
Exons: 1
Coding region: 1-1752 (583 amino acids)
Biological process (GO): regulation of DNA double-strand break processing
Cellular component (GO): nucleus; site of double-strand break
Molecular function (GO): protein binding
Source: RefSeq, a predicted model, not a curated record